GUAUCGAAGGUGUAACAAGAUAUUUGCUGGUAUUUGGUUUGGUUUUAAGAAACCAGAAUGUAAAACAUUUUUGCAACCAUUUGCUGUGUCCCUUAAAGAGUUGUUUACAACUGGAAUUGGUGUUUCAGUUAAAGGGAAGAAAGUCUUGGUGAAGGGCAUUCUCCUCAGCUCAGUGUUUGACUCACCUGCGCGAUGUAUUUUCAUGGAACUGAAUCAGUUCAAUGGGUUUUUCGGUUGCCCAUUUUGUUUAACAAAGGGAGCAACUGUUAAAACAGGCCAAAAGGGCCAUAUGCUGGCUUAUCCCUUCAACACUGAUAACAGUUCCACUGGACAUGACCAGCUGCGAACUCUGCUGGAAACAAGGCAGCAUGCUAUGGAAGCAUUCACUAAAUCUCAGCAAGGGAAUUCUUCAGCUGUGAUGGGAGUAAAAGGAGUUAGCUGGUUUUUGCAUGUCCCUAAGUUUGAUAUGAUCAAUGGCAUGGGUGCAGAUUAUAUGCAUUGUGUUUGCUUGGGUAUAACAAAAAUGUUGCUAAUCCUUUGGACUGACAAAACAAAUAAGGACAACCCAUGGUAUGUAGGAAAUCAACUUGAGCUGAUUGAUACAAAAAUUCUUAGAAUUAAACCACCCCAUGUAAUAACACGUGCUCCAAGAAACAUUUUUAAUGAACUUUCUCAUUGGAAGGCAUCUGAAUUUAGAAAUUUUCUUCUUUUUUACUCCAUCCCUGUGCUAUGGAAAAUUUUGCCAAAUGAAUAUUUCCAACAUUAUUGCUUACUUGUUGAAGCUAUUUUUAUUCUGCUACAGUCAUCUAUAUCACCAAUGCAACUAAAGAAGGCAUCAG
Saccoglossus kowalevskii is the source of this 839-nucleotide messenger RNA. RefSeq lists its product as uncharacterized. The record is from RefSeq and is a predicted model, not a curated record. Lineage: Eukaryota; Metazoa; Hemichordata; Enteropneusta; Harrimaniidae.